ACUCCGGAUGUGCUUGACUGAGCACUGAUUGGUGAAUUGAGGGGUCAGGAAGAGCAGUUCGGCGCGAGGAUUGGCGGCGCAGUGUCCCAUGGAAACGGAACCCAGAACUGCAGCCAGGAGCUUGCACGGGGGCGGGGCAGGGUGUUUCCAAGGCGCUUGCGCUAAACCGCUUCUCGGCGCCAUUUUGUCUCGGCAGCGGUAGCCGCAGCUCUAUCGCAUUUUAUGUUUUUGACGUGAAAGGAGCGGAGUCCUUAUCCGGUAGAUUUACUUUAGUGGGGCACCGAUCCACCGUUCUCUCCAGGACAGCACCUAGUCGUGGUCGGAGGAGUCGCAGAGCUGUCAAGAAGACUAUGGAAAUGAUGUUAGACAAAAAGCAAAUUCGAGCGAUUUUCUUAUUCGAGUUCAAAAUGGGUCGUAAAGCAGCAGAGGCAACUCGCAACAUCAACAAGGCAUUUGGCCCAGGAACUGUUAACGAACGUACAGUGCAGUGGUGGUUCAAGAAGUUUUGCAAAGGAGACGAGAGCCUUGAAGAUGAGGGGCGCAGUGGCCGGCCAUCAGAAGUUGACAACGACCAAUUGAGAGCAAUCAUCGAAGCUGAUCCUCUUAAAACUACUCGAGAAGUGGCGGAAAAACUCAACGUCAACCAUUCUACGGUUGUUCGUCAUUUGAAGCAAAUUGGAAAAGUGAAAAAGCUCGGUAAGUGGGUGCCUCGUGAGUUGACCGAAAAUCAAAAAAAUCGUCGUUUUCAAGUGUCAUCUGCUCUUAUUGUACGCAACAAUAAGGAACCAUUUCUUGAUCGGAUUGUGACAUGGGAAGAAAAGUGGAUUUUAUAUGACAAUGGACAACAACCAGCUCAGUGGUUGGAUCAAGAAGCAGCUCCAAAGCACUUCUCAAAGCCAGACUUGCACCAAAAAAAGGUCAUGGUCACCGUUUGGUGGUCCGCUGCUGGUCUGAUCCACUACAGCUUUCUGAAUCCUGAUGAAGCCAUUACAUCUGAGAAGUAUGUUCAACAAAUUGAUGAGAUGCACCAAAAACUGCAACGCUUGCAGCCGGUGUUGGUCAACAGAAAGGGACCAAUUCUUCUUCACGACAAUGCCCGACCGCACGUGGCACAGCCAACUCUUCAAAAGUUGAACGAAUUGGGCUACGAAGUUUUGCCUCAUCCACCAUAUUCACCUGACCUCUCGCCAACUGACUACCACUUCUUCAAGCAUCUUGAUAACUUUUUGCAGGGAAAACACUUCCACAGCCAGCAGGAUGCAGAAAAUGCUUUCCAAGAGUUUGUCAAAUCCCAAAGCACAGAUUUUUACGCUAUGGGAAUAAACAAACUUAUUUCUCACUGGCAGAAAUGUGUUGAUUGUAAUGGUUCCUAUUUUGAUUAAUAAAGAUGUGUUUGAGCCUA
This is a messenger RNA of Microcebus murinus (gray mouse lemur), 1402 nucleotides long. Its product is annotated as histone-lysine N-methyltransferase SETMAR-like. The record is from RefSeq and is a predicted model, not a curated record. Gene Ontology annotation, molecular function: double-stranded DNA binding; DNA topoisomerase binding; histone H3K36 methyltransferase activity. Gene Ontology annotation, biological process: DNA double-strand break processing; DNA integration; double-strand break repair via nonhomologous end joining. Gene Ontology annotation, cellular component: site of double-strand break; nucleus; condensed chromosome. NCBI's taxonomy places the organism in Eukaryota, Metazoa, Chordata, Mammalia, Primates, Cheirogaleidae.